AUGGCAUUUUCUACUCCUGCUACUAAUAUCACUACUAGUAUCAACUCCAUUCCUAUGCUAAAUGGCACGAAUUUUAAGGCAUGGCAAGAGAGUGUAAUGAUCACUCUCGGAGUCAUGGAUCUAGACCAUGCAUUAAGGGUUCUCAAACUUGCUAAUCUCACUGAUAAGAAUACCUCUGAUGAAAAGAAGGAGAUGGAAAAGUGGGAAAAGUCUAAUCGAAUAAGUCUUAUGGUCAUUAAGCGUGCCAUUCCAGAAGCUUUUAGGGGCAAUGUGUCCAAUCAGGUGGAUACAACUAAAGCUUUCCUUGAGGACAUUGAGAAGAGAUUUGCUAAGAAUGAAAAGUUGAAACUAGAGGAAGAUAGAUUGAAGCAUGAAAGGACACCGAGUGCUCACUUGGACUCUACCACAAAGGACAAAAGGAAGGACAAUAGGAGAAAGAAGAAAAAGGAAGCUACAGAAACAACACCGCAGAAGAAACAACAUAAUUAA
Messenger RNA from Hevea brasiliensis (rubber tree), 489 nucleotides. RefSeq lists its product as uncharacterized. The transcript has 3 exons. The record is from RefSeq and is a predicted model, not a curated record. Bases 1 to 489 code for a protein of 162 amino acids. Lineage: Eukaryota; Viridiplantae; Streptophyta; Magnoliopsida; Malpighiales; Euphorbiaceae.